Emys orbicularis (European pond turtle) is the source of this 1764-nucleotide messenger RNA. RefSeq names its product jumonji domain containing 8 (gene JMJD8). The transcript has 10 exons. Bases 107 to 928 code for a protein of 273 amino acids. The record is from RefSeq and is a predicted model, not a curated record. Gene Ontology annotation, cellular component: cytoplasm. Lineage: Eukaryota; Metazoa; Chordata; Testudines; Emydidae.
UCUAGGCUGAGACUUGCCGGCAUCUGCAGCCGUACACAGAGAGAGAGCUGAGCUGAGGCGUGCUGCUUUUCUAGCCUGCUUCUCUGAGAGAAUCUGACACCCCCAGAUGGCAGAGGGCUGCUGGAGGCAGAUGGGAUCGUGGUGGCAAUUCCUUCUCCUCUACAUCCCAUUGUCGCUGCCUGGAGACUUAGAUUACCUGGAAGGAAAUGGGGGCUGGCCGACGAACAAGUACUUGGCUCUGAUGGAAGAAGACCACUGCACUGUGGAGAGGAGAGACGCUUCCCUGACCUACUCCCAGUUCAUAGACCAAUAUGCCUUUUCCAGGCCUGUUGUUAUCCAGGGGAUCACGGACAACUCGGAAUUCCAGGCGCUCUGCACGAGGAACAAGCUGCUGGCAGAGUUCGGGGACCGCCUGGUGCGUCUCAGCACUGCCAACACCUACUCCUACCGUAAAGUGGACGUGCCAUUCCAGGAGUAUGUGGAGCACCUGCUGGAGCCUCAGGACCUGGCCUCCCUGGGCAGUGAGACACUCUAUUUCUUUGGAGACAAUAACUUCACCGAGUGGGGCUCCCUCUUCCAGAAAUACAUGCCGCCUCCGUUCCGGAUUCCAGGCACCAGCGGGGCCUACAGCUUUGGGAUCGCCGGCUCCGGUUCUGGGGUUCCCUUUCACUGGCACGGCCCGGGUUACUCGGAGGUGAUCUUCGGCCGGAAGCACUGGUUUCUCUAUCCCCCCGAGAAAACCCCCGAGUUCCACCCCAACAAGACAACUCUAGCCUGGCUGCUGGACGCAUACCCAUUUCUGCCGCCGGAGGACCGCCCUGUGGAGUGCACCAUUCACCCUGGCGAGGUGCUGUAUUUCCCUGAUCGCUGGUGGCACGCCACCCUCAACUUGGACACGAGUGUCUUCAUCUCCACCUUCCUGGGGUAGCUCAGGGCUUUGCCUACCUGCCGGCCAUUCCUCAGGAACUGAAUUGUUCACUUCCCUCCCACCAAAGCCCUGGGAUUCUGCUGGUGAAUUCUAGCCAUCUCUCUCCCCGAUAACCCUGCAGGCAGAGCUGGACUCUGGGAGAGGGGCUGAUACAGCUCUAAUCCAUCUAGGAUUUAUCCUGGUCUAUGUGAGCACCCCCAUUCUGUGAUGCAGCAGCUGCUGAGGUUAGGUUGGAGGCGGGAACCUGUCCCCUUUCUCCCAUACAGGGUGGGAACUCCCAGCAGCUGGUGGCAUUUGCUGCUGUACUUACAACUCUGCGCUUUCUGUUCCUCAGCUCCAUGGGCAGAGCUCUUCUUGCCUGCCUGCUCACCCCACCCCCUUCCUUCACAUCCUCUUUGUGUUUCUAAGAUCUGAGGAACAGAGUCCAUGGCAGAAGGCAGCUUCUGGCUCAACCCUGGUCUCUAGGCAGGAGUGACAUUACUAUGUAGGCUCUUCUUUAAAUAGACCAUUGGUCAGUAGCACAGAACCAGCCACUCCAGCUCUAGAGCUAAAUCGCCAGGCAUGGGGCUUAGUCUAGCCUCAGAUGCCCUUGUAUCUGCCCUUGGUGACCCUCCCUCAGCAGCUCUGCUGAGAGCUCAUUUCCUGGUGCUCAUUCAUGGGUGCAGGGGAAAAUUGAAGGACCAGUUUCUGUUACCCAGGAAUCCCCUGCAGCUGGGGGUGGUUGGGCCGGCUUUCACUCGAAUGUUAAUGUACAAGCAGCAAAGGAUACUUGAAAUAAGAGUUUAGGUCAUUUAUUGGGAUUUUCCUAUUUCAAGUCUGGAUUAAAAUAUAACUGC